Messenger RNA from Meyerozyma guilliermondii ATCC 6260, 771 nucleotides. RefSeq names its product anthranilate phosphoribosyltransferase (gene TRP4). Lineage: Eukaryota; Fungi; Ascomycota; Pichiomycetes; Serinales; Debaryomycetaceae. Gene Ontology annotation, molecular function: anthranilate phosphoribosyltransferase activity. The coding region runs from base 1 to 771 and encodes 256 amino acids. The record is from RefSeq and is a predicted model, not a curated record. Gene Ontology annotation, cellular component: cytosol. Gene Ontology annotation, biological process: L-tryptophan biosynthetic process. The transcript has a single exon.
AUGGGCUUACCGGUAUGUAAACAUGGAGGCAAAGCGUCGACAUCGACGUCUGGUGCGGGUGAUCUUUUGAAACAUCUUGGUGUUGACUUAUCUGUUGUCAACGCCAAAACCACACCUGAAAUCGUGAAAAAUUGCCAAUUCUGUUUCUUGUUUGCGCCCUCUUUCCACCCAGGAAUGGGCAAGGUGGCCAGCAUACGGGGACAGCUAGGAAUCCCCACAAUCUUCAAUAUUUUGGGACCACUCAUCAACCCAAUACCGAUCCAAGCUCGUAUUUUGGGAGUCUACAGUGAAAAAUUGGGUGAAUCGUACGCUCAGGCAGCCGCUAAAUUGGCUGAAACGAAUAGUGCCCACGUAAGAACUAUGGUAGUUUUCGGAGAAGUGGGCUUGGACGAGAUUUCACCAAUGGGUCCCACAAAGUACUGGAUGGUCGAAUCCGAUGGAACAAUUACAAAAGGUACAGUUACACCCUACGACUUUAACUUACCCGAACACAAGCUCGACCACGUUCGCUCUGGAACCCCCGAGGAAAAUGCACAGAUUCUCUACCAUAUUCUCCGUCAAGAUGACCCCGAGUUCAAAAUCAAGCCUUCUCAAAACCACCCUAUAGUUGACUAUAUUUUGAUGAACAGUGCCGCCUUGGCAGUCGUGGCUGGUCUCACGGACUCAUGGCCCGUUGGAGUGGAGCUUGCGAAGGCAGCAAUCACGAGUGGAAAUGCAUUGAAAGAAUUGGAAACUUUCGUAGAAGUCACAGCAUCCUACUCAAAACAAUAG